AUGGAAUGUUGUAAAUGCAAGGAAGAAAUAAAAGAAGUAAAGAUGAGGAAAGAGCGUGACACUCUUGGGGAACUGGAAGUGCCAGAUGACAGACUAUAUGGAGCUCAGACCGUCAGGUCUGUCAUGAACUUCCCCAUUGGAGGGAUCGAGGAACGAAUGCCGUAUCCCGUGAUUGUGGCCUUCGGUAUCCUAAAGAAAGCAGCUGCAAAAGUGAAUAUUGAGUAUGGACUUGAUAAGAAACUCGCGGAAGCCAUUAUGCAGGCCUGCGAUGACGUCAUAUCCGGCAAGCUGUAUAGAGAGGGUCACUUCCCGCUCGUCAUCUGGCAGACGGGGUCUGGCACACAGUCUAACAUGAACACCAAUGAGGUGGUUGCAAACCGAGCUAUUCAAAUCUUGGGUGGUAAGUUGGGCAGUAAAAGCCCCGUGCACCCCAACGACCACGUGAACAAGUCGCAGAGCUCCAACGACACGUACCCCACCGCCAUGCACAUCGCCGUCGCCAUGGAGCUCAGGGACAGGCUCAUGCCCGGGCUUGUAGCACUUCGCGAUACUCUUCAAGCAAAAGCCACGGAGUUUGAAAAGAUCAUCAAAAUCGGAAGAACCCAUCUGAUGGAUGCCGUACCAUUGACAUUAGGCCAGGAGUUCAGUGGAUACGUGGCUCAGUUGACUUUUGGUAUUGAGCGCAUAUGCAGCACCCUGCCACGCCUGCACUACCUGGCGCUAGGUGGCACGGCUGUCGGCACUGGACUCAACACACGUAUCGGAUUCGCUGAGAAAUGCGCCGCAGAGAUCGCAACUAUUACUGGUAUUCCCUUUGAAACUGCACCAAACAAGUUUGAGGCGUUAGCUUGUCACGACACAAUGGUCGAAGUAUCUGGAGCGCUGAACACAGUUGCAUGUUCAUUGAUGAAAAUCGUCAACGACAUUCGUUUCUUGGCGUCCGGACCUAGAUGCGGGCUGGGUGAAUUGAUGCUGCCAGAGAACGAGCCGGGAUCAUCUAUCAUGCCUGGUAAGGUGAACCCGACUCAGUGCGAAGCGUUGACUAUGGUAGCAGCGCAAGUAAUGGGCAACCACGUCGCCUGCACCAUUGGAGGCAGCAACGGACACUUCGAGCUCAACGUCUUCAAAACUAUGAUGGUCGCUAACGUGCUCAGGUCGAUUAGGCUCAUGGGUGAUGCUUGCCAGGCGUUCAACAAGAACUGUGCGGUGGGUAUUAAGGCGAACACGGCCAAGAUUGACAAGAUCAUGCACGAGUCCCUCAUGCUGGUCACUGCCCUGAACCCUCACAUUGGAUACGAUAAGGCCGCUCAAAUCGCGAAAACUGCUCACAAAGAAGGCGGCAACUUGAGAGACACAGCUAUCAAGCUAGGACUCCUAACACCAGAACAGUUCGACCAAUGGGUCAAACCAGAAGAGAUGUUGGGACCGAAAUAG
Messenger RNA from Spodoptera littoralis (African cotton leafworm), 1434 nucleotides. NCBI's taxonomy places the organism in Eukaryota, Metazoa, Arthropoda, Insecta, Lepidoptera, Noctuidae. The record is from the annotation of a GenBank genome assembly.